This is a messenger RNA of Calidris pugnax (ruff), 1335 nucleotides long. RefSeq names its product SHANK associated RH domain interactor (gene SHARPIN). NCBI's taxonomy places the organism in Eukaryota, Metazoa, Chordata, Aves, Charadriiformes, Scolopacidae. The record is from RefSeq and is a predicted model, not a curated record. The transcript is spliced from 8 exons. Gene Ontology annotation, molecular function: protein binding. Bases 62 to 1174 code for a protein of 370 amino acids.
GGCCGAAUAUGACCUGAAGGACAUCUCCUACAAGGUGAGGAGCCCCACGUGCCACGAGCUGAUGGUCCUCACCUCCUCGGAGCGGCCCAUGGUCUUCAGCUUCGAGGAGGAGCGGGAGGCACAGAAGUGGUGGACCAUCGUCAGCAGCUCCCUGCGGGAGGUGGAGAAAGCCCUGGAGAGCCUGCUGGCAUCCCAGGCCCCCUCCCUGCCCCAGGCUGCCGGGGGCCUCUGUGGAGAUGAGGAUCCGGAGACCCUGGAGAUCGCCGAGAAAGAGGACAUGGCCCUCCACCUCGCCCAGGCCAUCGAGUACGGGGACGAGGAGGUGGCCGCCCGGUGCGCUGUGGCCCUGGCUCGGCAACAAGCCACCCUCACCAUCCUCUUCAGGGAGUCCAACUACCCCACGGAGGACAUCAGCAUGAAGGUGGUGGUGGAGGACGCCACGUCUUCUGCCAGCAUCACCAUCAGGGUCCGUGCUCACACUACCAUCGCAACGCUCAAGCAGCAGGUCUUCCAGGAUUACGGUUUCCACCCGCUGGUGCAGCGCUGGAUCAUCGGGCAGUGCCUGUGCGUGGACGAGCGCACCGUCUCCUCCUACGGCAUCCGCGGGGACGGGGACACCGCCUUCCUCUACCUCCUCUCCGCCAAGAUGGCCGAGCUCACCCAGCAGCGCUACGAGGAGGACCAGGCCCAGCUCGUGCUCCAGUCCACCUCCUCGCCCCCCAAGGCCACCGGCGACGGGCGCCAGUACAACACCCUGCCCAACAGCUCCCCAAAAAAAGGUGGGGGGGAAGGUGGCAGCAGGAGGAUGGACAUCUCCGAGAUCAGCCAGCACCUGGAGGCGCUGCAGAUGGGGGACCUUUCUGGUGGCCAACCCCAGCCCCCUUCCACCAACCUGCCCUCGCCCGUGCCGACGGGCUGGUCGUGUCCAAAAUGCACUUUCAUCAACAAGCCCACGCGGCCGGGCUGUGAGAUGUGCAGCACCGACCGGCCCGACGACUACGUGGUCCCCGGCGGCUACAAACCCGACGAGACGGAGCUGUGGAGGAUGCAGCAGGAGCAGGAGGGCAUCCUGCAGUACCAGCAGGGAAGGAGCGAGGAGGGCUCAGCCGCGCGCUGCCGCCCGGGCUCGGGUUCCUUGGAUGACUUCAUCCUUCUUUCCUCCGAGUUCUGCUAGCCUGCCCCCCCCCUGCUGCCCACCAGGGCCCCCCCAAGUGCCCACCGGGACCCGCCGGCCCCCACGUGUGCCCAGCAGCUGCCGCCAGACCCCCCAAUUUUUGCUCAAGCCCUAGAGCUGAUGUGGGAAAUGGCUGCAGAAGAGCCCGGGGGGGUCCAGGA